Molecule: messenger RNA, 2651 nt
Organism: Aegilops tauschii subsp. strangulata
Lineage: Eukaryota; Viridiplantae; Streptophyta; Magnoliopsida; Poales; Poaceae
Source: RefSeq, a predicted model, not a curated record
UGCGUAGCCGAGCCGAAUUUAGCAGAAUAUCUUUUUUCCUUGCCUUAUCCAGCGGACUGCUGCUGUUCCACACUCCAUAGCCACUCCUUGUACAGCUCCGUGGAAGAGGUCCAAAAUAGACAAAAUUUCAGCAAGCUCGAUGCAUGUCAACAGGCAAAGGUGAUUCUAGUUGCUUCUAUCUACUCUGUACUAGCUAACCAGCUCUCACUUAUUCAUGUAUUGACAUAUGCACGUACUGAAAUUGGAAGUAUACGAGCUGUCCAGCUUCAUCUAUACACCUUCUCUGCUUUUUAAUCACAUAAGUGUAGGUGAAAUCACGAAUUGGCGAAAAAUCCUUUCAAAUUUAGUGCCCAAGACCAUAUUUAACUGGAAAGCUAAACCGUGAAAAACUUACCAGCAAUUAAUCAGUAUCUUUCUUGACGGCAGAACAGUUCCACAUCUAACAUCAAAAGGAAUAGUAAGGUGAAUUACUACAUCUCAAAGGGAAGUAUUACAUCUGAAGGUAAUUGUUUUGUAGAGCAAUCCUCAGAAGCAAAGUUUAUAUAGAGCUAUUCAAAAGUGUUUCUCUUGUAGUCUUGUGCAUGACUUGAUUGGCUACCCAAGUCCUGAAAAAAAGAAAGGAAUGAUUUUGUAUGAGAAAUAAACUUGAAUUUGAGAGUAUGACUUGUAAGUGAAACAAUACCUUAGCGGGCAGCUGGUCAUUUUGAUUUGUUGGCCAUCCUGAGCCCGGCAACACAACAGAAGUACAGAACUCUACAUUGUUAAUCCAAAAGUUAAUGCAAGUGAAUGACCCGCACAGGCUCGUCUUAAUUUUAAACAAUUAAUCUCUAUCAUUAGAGUUGGCAAAAGGAUAAUAUGUCCAACGAGAAAUCUCAUGCAGUAAAAUUUAAAAUAAACUUAGGUGCUAUUCUGUUAGUGGUGAACUUUGAUUCUAAGUAAGAUUGAGCUGAUGUCUCGUUAUUAAAUCAACUCAUGAUGCUGAUGUAUAAUAUCUCCCUCUUUUAUUAAAUUUUCCAUGACUAAUCUGCCAUAUACUGAUGAAUAAGCAGCAAAUAAAUGCAGAUGAUUCAGAGUUUCCAACCUUAAGCAUAUUUGUUUAUCUAGACAGAAACAGGGUAAUGAUAUAGCUGGCACUGAAGGAAAUAAAAUUACAGUGGAAUGCUGAAGGAUUAAUUUGCAUGUCCAUGUUCUUAAGAAAGCAAAAGAGAAUCUUGGCUCACUAUACACCAACAAGAGCGAGUUCAGGGCUGAAUUCCACAAAGUGGUGAAUCACAUGACAAGUGUUGAAGAAUUUGAGGCUGCCUGGGUAUACUUGUUGAAAAAUACAAUUUGAAGUCCCACAAUUACAAGACAAACCAGUUCGAGAUACGUCGCAAAUGGGCAUCAAGCCCAAUGCAUGUGUUCGUCCGUCAGUACAUGAGGCUACAAUUCGACCGGGGAUCAGAUGAAAGCUACCAAGAAAACAGGACAAGGAUUAGUAGUGCUAUGAUGAGGACAAACGUUGCUAUCGAAAGGCACGCGAGUAAGGUUUACACGAGAAAGAUGUUUGAACAAUUUGGUGAGAAUCUGUUUGAAGGUGGAUCAUACCAAGUCGAGGAGAUUGAAAAGAAAAAGAAAAAUAUCGCAAGGCACAACGACGCCUUAAAACGAGAGAAGUGGAGUAAGGUCGAAUACGAGGUGACCAUAUCAGAUGAAGUUGACUGGUUUGAAUGUGAAUGCGGGCAGUUUGCCCACAUGGGAAUGCUUCGCUGCCAUGCUUUGAAGGUGGUGAACCACGUUGGUGUACCGGAGAUACCCAAGCGGCACAUCCUAAAAAGGUGGGCGAAAGAUGAUAGAGACAUCUUGCCACAACACAUAGCUCACUUUCAAAAGGAUCAGGCUGCGAAUCAAUGUUUUACCUGUCGGAGCUCAACCCUGUACCUGCACGCCAUGGAACUGGUGAGGAUUGGAGACUCAUCAAUCUCUGCCUAGGAGCUCGUAUUUGGGAGGAUCAAGGACUUAAUCGUAGAGGUAUCUCCGCUGGCGGAAAAGACGGAUGGUCUAGGAAUUGAGGAUAUGAUAGCUGCUGAAUCAAGUCGAAAGAACAAUGGCUCAGUAGGGGCAAUCAUAAACAUUGAUGCACAGAUGGGUGACAAUGAGAACAGCAUGACUGCGUCUGGCAAUUGGGAUGCCCUCGCUGGUUUGUCUGCUCCAAGCAAGAAGCAUGGUGUUGGCCGGCCGUGCUCGAGCAGAGAGAAAGUGUCAUACGAAGGCUUGAGUAAGCGCACAAGGUUGUGCAGUAUAUGCAAGUUCCCAGGGCAUAAGAGGACAAUCUGCCUGUGCCAAAACAACCUCGCAAGACUGUUACGUGCAAGAACUGUUGUGUGAUGGGACAACGUCGCACCUCCUGCAUGAGGCCGCUUGUGCCCAACGCUUAGGACUUUUUUCAUACCAUGUGUAAAACUAUAAUAAUCGAGGAUUUUCUAGAGCGUUACUUGUGUCUGAACUUCCUCGCUUGUUCCUCCUGAUUGUAAACAGUUGUUUUCAGAUAAAGCCGUGGUGUCUGUCCUGAUAAAUCUGAAUUUGCCAAUCACUAAUAACAUCACAGCUAGCAUAGUGUCAAAAACGUUCUUAUAUUCUGGGACAGAGGAAGUAGUUGACAGCUGAUCAAU